AUGGAAGACCUCAAUAACUCAAAGUCUCCUGGAAAAAUUACUACAAUGGGCAAAGACCACGUGGAAACAGCAGACACAUUUGGUGUUGGUCAAGUUAUUCUAGCCAAUUGCAACACCGAACUCAAUCACAAGUCGGACGAAGCGGAAUUCUCUGCAGCUCUUAUUGAUGCUAUAAACCAUCAGCGGUUGAGACCAAGUCAAAUCCAGUUUGCUGCCAUUGCUGCAAGUCGCAUGGUGGAUCCAGCUGUUGGAGUAGCAGUUGGAUGGAAUUAUUUCUUCGCUCAAACGUCAUACUUUAUCUUCAAGGCCACUAUUAUCAACACCCUUGUCGAGUACUGGGGCUAUAAUCAAUCUCCUGCGGUCCUCAUUUCAGUGACAUUAGUUUUGUUUUUAGCCCUCAAUAUCUACCGAGCAGACCUCUUUGGGGAAGCGGAAUUUUGGCUUGCCCUGGGUAAGAUAGUGAUGGCUACUGGCCUUAUCCUAUACACAUUUAUAGCGAUGCUAGGAGGAAACGCACUUCAUGACCCAUCCUCUCGCCUGGAGUCAUUCAUAAAUGCCAUCAACGUGGCAGGCUUCUGUAUGGAUAGUCCCGAGUAUAUUUCAAUCAUUACCGGAGAGGCAAGAGACCCCCGCAGAACAAUGCCACGAGCUUUCAGCAGUCUUAUGCUUCGGCUAAUGAUCUUCUUCAUCGGCGGAGCAUUCUGCGUUGGUGUAAACGUAAGGACCCGUGUUUCCAUACCCUAUUUCCUUCAAUUCUGUCGCGUGCUUGCUAACCUGCCCCGCCUAACUAAUGGCUCGGAUACUUAUGCUGGUGGUUCUCCAUAUGUCAUAUCCAUGCAACGUCUACAAAUUCCGGGUUUGCCAUCGAUUGUCAACGCAAGUUUGAUUGUAACCAUUAUUUCUGGUGGAAACGCAUAUACAUUUGGUGCCUCAAGAUCCCUACAUGCUAUGGCUCUCGAUGGACAGGCGCCCAAGUUUCUACGCCGGCUAAACAACAAAGGAGUGCCUUAUAUGGCUGUACUUGUGGUUUUGCUCCUUAGUUGUCUUGCGUACCUGGCUCUGGGCUCAGGCACUGUUAAAGUGCUAAACUGGAUUCUGAAUAACUGGGUUGUCAUGUCCUUUACGUGGCUACGCUUCAACGCCGCGAUCAGGGCUCAAGGCAUUGAUAGGAAGUCUUUUCUACCCAGUCUCUCCAAGUACCAACCUUUUGCAGGCUAUUGGGCUUUCUUCUGGGCCUUUCUAUUCCUAUGGGUCCAGGGAUACGCCGUUUUCACCAAAGAUCAUUGGAAAGUGUCCACUUUCAUUUUCAACUACGGUAUAAUUGCUCUUGCUGGUAGCAUUGGAAUUAUCUGGAAAAUCGUCAAGCGUACCCCAUUCCACAAGAGUACAGAGGUUGACCUCCAAUCUGGGUUGGAUUUCUUCGAAACUUUGACAGAGCACUACCAACAAGAGCGUGAGAACGUACCGUCAUCUCUCAAGGAGAGGAUAGUUGUCAAGAUAUUUUAA
Talaromyces stipitatus ATCC 10500 is the source of this 1506-nucleotide messenger RNA. Its product is annotated as amino acid transporter, putative. NCBI's taxonomy places the organism in Eukaryota, Fungi, Ascomycota, Eurotiomycetes, Eurotiales, Trichocomaceae. Gene Ontology annotation, cellular component: membrane. Gene Ontology annotation, molecular function: amino acid transmembrane transporter activity. The coding region runs from base 1 to 1506 and encodes 501 amino acids. Gene Ontology annotation, biological process: amino acid transmembrane transport. The transcript is spliced from 14 exons. The record is from RefSeq and is a predicted model, not a curated record.